This is a messenger RNA of Sitodiplosis mosellana (orange wheat blossom midge), 1403 nucleotides long. Its product is annotated as venom serine protease-like. Gene Ontology annotation, biological process: proteolysis. The record is from RefSeq and is a predicted model, not a curated record. Gene Ontology annotation, molecular function: serine-type endopeptidase activity. NCBI's taxonomy places the organism in Eukaryota, Metazoa, Arthropoda, Insecta, Diptera, Cecidomyiidae. Bases 139 to 1377 code for a protein of 412 amino acids. The transcript has 10 exons.
GACCAUUUUUUCAACAUUUUCAACAUCUCACGAGAGAUAGAGUUGAUUCGAAGAAUUUAGUCUAAUUUAAUUACUUGUCUGUGGCGCUGUGUAUUGUGUGACACUUUUUUUUAGGAGAAAACUGAAGCAAUAAAAACCAUGCGAAUUGAGGCAAUCGUUUUAUCUUUUUUGGCGCUGUGGCGUACAACAAAUGCUUAUUCAAACUGUCAACCCAAAAGCUAUUAUGAAUUGGGUUCUGGUGAAUCAGUAACAGUUAAUAGUCCAAAUUAUCCGCCGUAUGGAUUUAACGUGAAUACAGCUUGUCAGUUUACGGUUUCUGGACCAAUUUAUCAUGAAAUGUCAGUUUCAUGCCACUUUUAUAUUGGGGUUCAAGCUGCAGAUGGAUCAUGUGAUGUAAGAGAUAGUCUGCAAAUACUAACCGAUGGUACGACCAAUUUUGCUAGAGGAACUGCAAUGCGUUUCUGUGGUUCAGAUAAAACCAUAUCCAACCUUAAAUCAGCACAUAACUCAGUUACGAUCGCAUAUACGUCAACAGAGUAUUCUGGAUUUUAUUCCUGCGAAAUAAAGGCAAUUUCCAAAAGUUCAUGUGACUGUGGCACCAAAAAUAUUCCGAAAAUUGUUGGAGGUCAAGCGGCGGAAAUGAAUCAAUACCCUUAUAUGGCUGCUAUCAUGAAGAAGAGUCAAAGUCCUAUUCUCAAGGGUGGAGGAACGAUACUGUCCACAAACGUUGUGGUAUGUGCAGCUCAUGAGCUUUGGGAGAAUGGUGCUAUAAUGUCAGCGAAUACAUUACUUGUAACAGUUGGACGCCGAAAUUUGAAAUUAGCUUUGGCAGAUGACACACCAUAUGCAGAAAAUUAUGAUGUCGCCCAAGUCAUUUCGCAUCCACAAUAUGAUUACAAUACUGGAAGAAACGAUAUUGCUGUCAUUCUGGUGAAAGUAAACUUUAGAUUCAACAGAGGUGUACAGCCAUGUUGUUUGCCAUCCUCGAAUGAACCGCAAAACAAGUACUAUGGGCAACAAUUGAGAGCAAUGGGUUAUGGAGCGGUUGAUUUCGGAAAGGAUUAUUCGUAUUAUUUGAAAUAUGUUGACCUGUCUGCGAUGUCGAAUAGUCAAUGCGCUGCAUAUUAUGGAAAUGAUUUGGUUGUAUACAAUGAAGAUUUAUGUCAUAGUAGUAGUGCUUCUGGCGACACGUGUCAGGGUGAUUCUGGUGGGCCAAUAAUUCAAGUUCGUUAUCGAGAUUUCUUGGCGUGUUUGGUAAAAACUGGACCGGAUUGUGCUGGUGGUGCUCCCGGCAUGUGUCAAAAAAUUGGACCAUACAUUGAACCCUUCAUCAUGAAAGUAUCGCCACCAAAAAAUUAUUACUGUCGUUUUGAAUAAAUUGAAUCCAAAAACACCUAUCCAGA